UUUUAAUUAAGUGAAAUGCAAAGUAUUGGCAAUAAAUCUCCUUUAAAACAUGCCUUAGUAAAUUUUAAAAUUAUGAGCAAAGUUUUGGUUGGAUAUGGAAAUGACAGGAUUAAACGUUUUCGAGGAUCAAAUUAUAGAAUGUGCUUGCAUACUGACUGAUUACAAAUUACAAACAAUAAUAAAAGGACCACAUAUUGUUAUUCAUGCAGACAAAUAGGUGUUAGAUGGAAUGGAUUAAUGGUGUACCACUACUCAUAAAGCUUCAGGAUUAUAUCAAGAGUCCUUGAAUUCUACUGUGACUGUAGGUUAAGCUUAGGAAUAAAUACUCCAAUUUUUAAAUUAAAAUAAUAUACCUCCAAAAGUGCUCCCUUUGGCAGGAAAUUCAGUUUAUAUGGAUAGAUUAUUUGUAAUGAAACACAUGCCUUAAUUGGAUCAGUUUUUACAUUAUCGGAUUGUAGAUGUGUCUUCAAUUAAAUUGUUAUGUUAAAACCUAAAUCCUAUUGUGUGUAGCCAGUAACCAUAAAAGAAAUUGAAUCAUCGAGCAUUAGAUGAUAUUCUGGAGAGUAUUGAGGAACUAAGAUACUAUUAACAAAAAUUUAUGGUAUGUUAACAACUUUGA
Paramecium octaurelia is the source of this 619-nucleotide messenger RNA. The record is from the annotation of a GenBank genome assembly. Lineage: Eukaryota; Ciliophora; Oligohymenophorea; Peniculida; Parameciidae.